UCGUCCUGCUUCUCAGCCUGGUUCUUCCCUGCCACAGCUCCCAGCAACAUCAGUAUCUCCUAAACUCACCUCUUACACCACCACAAGACACCAUGUCCCGCGCAGCUUCCACCAUCUACGACGCCCUCGUCAUCGGCAGCGGCCCGGCCGGUCUCUCCUCGGCACUGGCUCUCGCACGCGUCUGUCGGUCGUCCAUCAUCUUCGACUCGGGCGAGUUUCGCAACAAGGGCGCCAAGGAGAUGCACACGUUUCUCUCGCGCGACGGCAUCCCGCCUGAGAAGUUCCGGUCAAUUGCGCGCCAGCAGAUCGAGGACAAGUACUCGGACCAGGUGACGUUUGUGCCGGCCAAGAUUGUGGCCGUGUCCAACACCGAGGUUGCUCCUGGGUACAAGGGCUUCCAGGCCGUCGACAACUUGAACAAUACGUAUCUGGGGCGGAAGCUGGUUCUUGCGACGGGGGUGGAGGAUAUUCUGCCUACGGAUAUUGAGGGCUACAAGGAGAACUGGCCUCAGCACAUGCAAUGUCCCUUUUGCGAUGGCUUCGAACAAAGGAACUACCCCGUCGGCCUGCUCUCCUUCCCGAACCCAUCCUACAGCCACUUUGCCCUGAUGGCACUUGCAUUCAACAAGGACUUUACAAUCUACAGCAACGGGCCCGUUCCCACAGACGAGCCCACGCAGGCAGCCCUGAAAAAGGUCAUGGCGGCUGGUAUCAAGCUCGACGAGCGUCCCAUCCUGCGCCUCGUCAACAACGGCGAGGGUCCCGACGAGGGCAUCUCGAUUGAGUUUGAGAGUGGCAAUCCCGUGACGCUGGGCAUGCUGUUCCACCGUCCUCCGUUUCGAAAUCGCGGCCAGGAGCUGAUUGACCAGUUGGGAUUGAAGACGAAGCCGAAUGGUGACGUUGAUGUUGACCCGAUGAUGUUGCAGUCGAGUGUGUAUGGGUGCUUUGCCGCGGGGGAUACGCAGGAGUCGAUUAAGCAAGCCCUCAUGGCGAGCAGCAACGGAGUCCGUGUUGGUGCCUCGAUUGCAUUCCAGCUUGCUGAUGAAGAGGGAAACCGGGCGCUGGAGGCGGCGGCGGCGAAAGAAGCCAGCUUGUAGCUUCUUCUCUGUUGGCUGAAGCCUCGGGCAUUCAAUGGUCUGAGAGCGGGACGAGAUAGAAGACUGCAUACCUUACAGAAAUGGCAGCAGAUUGCUUAACACCACUAAUUAGCAUUAAAGAACACAUUUUAAUCGUU
Messenger RNA from Trichoderma reesei QM6a, 1234 nucleotides. RefSeq lists its product as uncharacterized. The record is from RefSeq and is a predicted model, not a curated record. Bases 93 to 1097 code for a protein of 334 amino acids. Lineage: Eukaryota; Fungi; Ascomycota; Sordariomycetes; Hypocreales; Hypocreaceae. Gene Ontology annotation, molecular function: oxidoreductase activity. The transcript is spliced from 3 exons.